This is a messenger RNA of Melospiza melodia melodia, 7835 nucleotides long. It is a transcript of the gene FRMPD2, whose product is annotated as FERM and PDZ domain containing 2. NCBI's taxonomy places the organism in Eukaryota, Metazoa, Chordata, Aves, Passeriformes, Passerellidae. Gene Ontology annotation, molecular function: protein tyrosine phosphatase activity; protein binding. The transcript is spliced from 41 exons. The record is from RefSeq and is a predicted model, not a curated record. The coding region runs from base 74 to 5827 and encodes 1917 amino acids. Gene Ontology annotation, biological process: protein dephosphorylation. Gene Ontology annotation, cellular component: cytoskeleton.
AUCCAUUCUGGAAGCAUGCGAAGCACAUCAGAAGGAAUCUGCUUCCUUACCAGCAAAAUUCUACAUAAAGAGAAUGGUUCAGUUUGCAGUGGGAAGUGUCAGUGAGACAGAGCAGGUGGUCACUGAAGACAGCACAGCCUCCCAGCUCAACAGAAGUCACGUGAUAAGGAAAAGACUGCAUGAAAAAAUAUCGGACACCUCAACACUGGCAUCCCAGAUGAAUUUCCACCAAGACAAAGGGCCCAGAUUAAUGAACUAUAGUCAAUCAACAGAAGAUUACAGACAACUCUCUGUGGAUUAUAGUGACUCUAAUAGUAUUUCUGAAAGUACAUCUUUGAUACUGUCUAACCGAGGACACAGGAGAGGAAGAGUUCCAGAGACACACAGAUCAUGUGACACCACACUUAGUGGAUCAAGAACAGAAAGCAGCUACAAGCUCUUCAUAAACAGGUCGGUGAGCGCUGUAGAAGAAAUCCCAGCUGGAACUCAGAGGAACGGCCGACAGAACCUGCUGAGCUUGGGCUCCACCUUCUCUGUGUCCACAAAGGACUACUCAGCAGCUGCUGCAUCACAGAAAUGUUUCUUCCACAGGAAGGAAAAGUUUUCAGGUCCAGAAUUUGUUAUUUUGUCUAGUGAGCCACCAGUGACCUUACAGCUGCCUGGAUCAAUUGUGACUAAAAAAGGGAAAUCCUAUUUGUCCCAAAGGGAUCUCAAUGUGAUUCUACUCAAUGGGCAGUGCCUUGAGGUGCAAUGUGACAUCAAGACCAAGGCAAGAGAUGUUUUCAACACUGUGGUGGCAUAUGCAAACUUGGUGGAACAUUUCUACUUUGGCUUGGCUUACCUGAAAGGUAAAGAAUUCUUCUUUUUGGAUGAGGACACCAAACUCUACAAAGUGGCCCCAGAUGGCUGGAAUGACCAACCCAAGAAGAAAAUGUCCAUCAUUAAUUUCACUCUCUUUAUAAGGAUAAAAUUCUUUGUCAACCACUUUAAUGUUAUUCAGCAUGGCUUGACAAGGCAUCAGUUUUACCUGCAGCUUCGUAAAGAUAUUUUGGAGGAGCGAUUAUAUUGCAGUGAUGAGACUGCCCUGAAACUCGGCGCUUUGGCUUUACAGGCAGAGCUUGGCAAUUAUGCUUCUGAGAUGCAUGGGAAGAGCUAUUUUCGUGUUGAAGACUACGUCCCAGCCAGUCGAAUAGAGAAAAUGACCCUGGCAUACGUACAGCGAGAGCUUGCUAAAUUACAUCGCAUGAAUCGCUCCCUAUUUGAGGAUGAAGCUGAACUGGAGUUUUUAAAGGUGACUCAGCAGCUUCCUGAAUAUGGAGUGUUAUUCUAUCGUGUGUCCCAAGAGAAGAAAGGGACAGAAGGGGACAUCAUCCUGGGAAUCUGUGCCAAAGGCAUCAUCGUCUAUGAGAACAAAAAUCACACAAGAAUUGCCAGUUUAAGAUUUCAGUGGCGUGAAACAGAGAGAAUUUCAGCUCAUAGAAAAAAAUUCAUGAUUGAAAGCAGUUUCAGUGGUAAGAAACACACCUUCAUUACUGAUACAGCAAAGACAUGUAAAUACCUACUGGACCUCUGCUCUGCCCAGCACAAAUUCAAUGCACAGAUGAAUUCUAGGCAACUUCGUCAAACCUCAUCAGAGGACAGUAAAUUUGUGGAAAUAGACAAAUCAAAUUCUGCGUAUGCAGCUCAGCGUGAACACCUUGCCCUUAUUCAGAGACUGUCUCGCUCAGAGAAUGUGCUCUAUGGCGCAAACCUGGAAAACCUUUCUGCUGGGAUGAUGAGCAAAUCUUGUGAUAACCUCAGCGUGGAAACCAACAAUAGGACUAGACACAAAAGCAACCUUGGCAGGUCUCUGUCAGGGCUAUCCCAGUCAGAAAUGCACAUCAAUUUGAAUGGAAAGCAAAGGAGUUAUGAUUUUCUCUCUAUCCAUUCAACUCAGAACACCAUCAGUGCACCUGGAUCACCAGCCACCCAAAAGGAAGUUUUGCUAAGUGGUCUAGAAAGAGAAAUCAUAUGUGUCAGCCUAAAACGUGACCCUAAGAAUGGAUUUGGUUUUGUAAUUAUUGGAGGAGAAAAUGUAGGAAAAUUAGACCUCGGUAUCUUUAUUGCUUCAAUUAUUCCUGGGGGACCUGCAGACAGAGCUGGAAAUAUCAAACCAGGAGGACGACUCAUCUCUGUGAAUAAUAUCAGUCUGGAGGGUGUUUCAUUUAAUACUGCAGUUAAAAUCAUACAGAACUCUCCUGAUGAAGUGGAGCUCAUCAUCUCUCAACCCAAAGACAUGUAUGAAGAAGGAUUAAAUGAAGAAAAGAAUCUAUCAAGAGGAAACAGCACUAGUGGAUCUGAGAUCUCUUGUGUAGACAGUGGGAGAAAAAAGAUUCAGGAUUGUCAUACAGCUCUCCCCAAAGAACAGGACACAAAUACAGAACUUGAGAAGACUCUCCCUUGGAAUUUAGCAUCAAAAUUGGGCCCUAGGAUUCCAGCUCCUUCAGCUAAUAGCCUGGAUAUAGAGGCAGCUGAUUCUUCCCACUUAUCAUCUCCAUCAGAAACCAACUCAAAGGAAGUCUACACGGUGGAGCUUCUUAAAGAAGAUGGGACUUUUGGAAUCAGUGUGACUGGUGGAAUUAACACCAGUGUGCGUCAUGGUGGGAUAUAUGUGAAGUCAAUUAUUCCCAGGGGACCAGCAGAUAAGGAUGGACAAAUAAAGAUAGGUGAUCGUCUGCUGGAAGUAGAUGGCAUCAGCCUCUGUGGCAUCACCCACAAACAGGCUGUGGAACACCUUAAGAAAUCUGGCCAGAUUGCCAGACUGGUUCUAGAAAGGGGAAACUACCAAUUCACAGAGCCUUGUCAGACUGCUAAUGACAGAAAGGAGGACCAAUGUGCAGUUGUUUCUGUGGCAACAUCCCUCACAGAUGGCACCAAGGACUGCUGCUUUUUGACAGAUGAUAACACAUUUGAAGUGAAAUUAACCAAGAAUUCUGGAGGCCUUGGAUUUAGUGUUCUGCAGAUGGAAGGACAUGCUUGUGAACACCUUGGAGGAGCUAUUGUCAGGAUCAAAAGACUGUUUCCAGGGCAGCCAGCGGAAGAGAAUGGAGAAAUUGAAGUUGGAGAUGUCAUUUUAGCUGUGAAUGGGAAACCUCUCAAAGGGCUCCUGUAUCAGGAUGUCCUGCACUUGUUAAGAGGAGCUCCUCAAGAAGUUACACUGCUACUUUGCAGACCACCAAAAGGUGUUCUUCCAGAAAUAGAGCCGAUUGCCCUGACUCCAGCACCAUCUCCAAUUAAGGACUUUGUGGCAGAAAUGCCAGGCAGCACAGGGGCAGGAAACAGCAUGGAUCAGUCUACCAGUGAUGGAAGUAGCACCUCUCCAGACCUCGAAGACUGCCUUGAUUCUCCAGUGGGAGAAGAUUUCAGUGAGCCUCCUGAGGAUGACAGCUCAGCUUACGAAGAGCAGGAAGCUGAGUUUCAAGAGAAACCCAUACAGAAACUCCCAAAUUCCAGAGAAAGUUUCUAUAAGCAUCUUUGGAAGAUUCAUCAAGAAGCUUCCAGUUCUGAAGUCUUCCACUCUCUAGAGGAGGAAGUGAAGCAGAACUGCUACUCACCAUGUGAGUUUGGGCAGGCCAAAAGCUCAAUGUCUGUGACCUCCCUUCCACGAGGAGGAAGCUCCAAGACAGUCUCUGCAACCCCACAGCCACGUGUUUGUGGUCCCUCAUCACCAUCCCUGCCUGCCAGAGAGACACAUGAUAGUGACAAUGAAUGGGAAGACUUGGAGGAACCUGAGGAAGAGAAGGAAGAAAAUGAAGAGUGCAUUCAGGAAAUGGAGAUCUUUGUGACUUUGACAAAGUCAGAGAACAAUGGUUAUGGAUUCUCUGUAGUUCUUAACAAAAUCGACACCUGCCUGUAUGUUGAUGAAAUCUUGAAUGAUCCUGCCCUUUCUGAUGGAAGAUUGAGAAGGGGAGACAGAAUCAUUAUGGUGAAUGGAAUUGAUGUCACAUCUUUGCCAUGCAAUGAAGUCCUGACUUUACUGCAAAGCUCUCCUCCAGAUCUGCACCUUGUGGUUGGCCGUGCUGACAGUGACCCACGUCCCUCAGUUAGGCCAGAGGACAUUCCUGAAAUUACUCUCACAAAGGGUGCUGAUGGACAGCUAGGGCCACCAGCUGAAACAGAGAAAGCCAAUAUUUCUUUGUCAAAUGAAAACCUGAACUCCCAGGAACAGCAUCUGCUGCAUCAACAUGAGAAACAUUUGGAGGAAACAAACUGUGAUGAUCAGCAGAACACUCCUGAUUCUCCAGAAUGUAAAGACUUCAUUAUUAAGAUUGAGCUGGAAAAGGCAGAAAAUGGAAGCCUGGGAUUUGCACUGGUAGGUGGAAAAAAUGGCAGGGCUAUUCUAAUAAAAGCCAUCAGCCCGGACAGCAGUGCAGACCUGGAUGGCAGACUUCAAGUUGGUGACAUCUUACUGAAGGUGAAUGAGACCUUUGUGUCUGGUCUGCCACGCCAAACAGUCACAGAUCUGCUGCGCAAGGCACAAGGCACCGUUCAACUCACUGUCUGCCGAAGCCUGGCUUUGCACUGGGCCUACUCAGGCAACCAGAGCAACAGAGCUCCCACUCCAAACACAAAGGCAGAGCCUGCAAGUGGUGGGGAAAGCCUGCAAGCCCAGCCUGUUUUCAGUUUCAAGCAAGAAGGCUCCAACCAAAUGUGCAACAAGGAUGCAGAAAGAACAGACAAAUCUCCUCUGCAAGGUCAGCUGGCUGGACAAGACUAUAAGGACCUCAUCAGUAACGUUUCAGACAGGUCACAGAAAUGUGCAGAAUGUGAAAGUUGCAGAAGAGAAAAUCAACAGUCUGAAUCAGGCAGCUGGAGCAAUGAAGAUGAUGUUAUGCCCCACAGGAUUCCUGUUCUACCUAGAGACAGAACCUUUGCUUCUGGAGAUGAACUGACUCAGUUAAUUAACUUGAAACCAUCACAGAGUGGAGUAGAUCCAAGGACUGGCAUAACAGGUCUUAUUCAAGGACUGCAGCUGCAGAUUGAGAAUCAAGAGGUGCUAAAGGAGUUUAUGGCUUUAGAACAUGUGAAGCCAAUAGAUGACUGCAGAAUUGGCAAAGCACCAGAAAACCAGAAUAAAAACAGAUACCGAGAUAUCCUUCCAUAUGAUAAGACACGAGUUCCUCUGGGAGAAAAGAAUGGCUACAUUAAUGCAAGUUACAUUAGAAUGAAUGUUGGAGAAGAGGAACACUUUUAUAUUAUAACCCAAGGGCCUCUUCCAUCCACUAUGGCUGACUUCUGGCAAAUGGUCUGGGAGAGUGAAUCAGAUGUGAUUGCCAUGAUGACAAAAGAAGUGGAGUUAGGGCAAGUGAAAUGCCAUCGAUACUGGCCUGAAUCUCCCUAUAACUCUAGAGAACUGGCUAAUUUCUAUCUCAGGCUACACAAUUACCAGCCUCUGGAAUACUUCAUAAUUAGAAAAAUAGAAAUUAUCAGCAAGCAGACAGAAGAAAAGCGCAUUAUAAGUCAUUUGCAAUUUACCACUUGGCCAGACCACAAUACUUCCAAACUGGCUGAGCAGCUUGUAAAAUUUAUUUGUUACAUGAGAAAAGCUCACAGGAGAGGACCUAUUAUUGCUCACUGCAGCACUGGCAUUGGAAGAAGUGGAGUUUUGCUGUGUGUUGAAAUUCUUCUCAGCCAUAUAGAAAAAGAUUUAUGUUUCAACAUCAAGCAGAUAGUGAGAGAUUUGCGAGAUCAGCGUUUUGGCAUCAUCCAAACUAAGGAUGAGUAUUUAUUCUGUUAUGAAGUUGUGCUGGAAGUCCUUCAGAUCCUGCGAGCCAUGGAUUCCUACUGAGUAUGAUUCCUACAACAUGACUCUUCCUGUUGCUAUUUCACUGGACUCCAGGGACUGCUCUGCAACUACUUGAAAGAGAUGUCAUGCCAGCACAGACAAGUGUUAUAAUAUAUGCUUUUGUAGAUUACAAAGUAAUUUAAAAACCUUGCUUAACGUGUCCUGUGCAAGUCAUUUAUUUCUUGGCUCAAAGUGUGCAGAAACAGCCUGCCAGCAGUGCAACACUGCUGUGUCAAACUGCUAUGGACAAUUUUUGCAUUCUGUGUGAUAACAUAUUCAUUGUUAAGAAUAUGUGUUGGGACUGUAGCAAGGAUGUAGCAGCCUUUGGAAUUAGCUUUAGUAUCCAGAGGGCAACUAUAAAGAUCUAAGAUUCUAUUGUUGUUAAGGUAAGAUUAGUUGUCCCUCAUCUAUUGUUGUGCACUGUUUGCUUCUGGACUGCGAAUCAGUGUUUAGUCCACCAGUUAUGCUUUUGCAUGGAAGGACUCAGUUUGGUGACCUUUGGUUGCUUUAACAAUCUAGACCCAUUUCCUGCCCAUGAGUUUAUACCACUAUCACCAGACAUCUUAAAUCAAGAAAUUGACAUAAAAAGUAGGAUGCCUUUAAACCCUGGUCCUCUUCAAAGGAAGAGCAUUCUAAUAAUUGGAUGGAAUAUUAAUUUUUUCCCAGCAAUAUGAACAGAUGUAGAUAGCACCAAUAUUUUCAUUCCACAUCCAUAGAAAAAGAAAUGCAAUACUAAGCCCAGUGAAACAAUUGUGCGUGCGUUGUGGUACACACAAACAUUUCAUCUUUCCCUAAUCCUUUACAUUGAUUAUCUUCUCAUUCUUACCUAGGAUCUGAAAUAUGGGAUGUCCUGCUGGUUUCAGUUGGGGCCGAAUCAGAUCUUUAAAUUAAAGAACUCUCUGUACAGUUUAUUUUUCUUGUAAAAAGUGUUUUUGUUCAUGUGGGUGGAUUUGAACAGAAAUCUGCUGUUCAAGGUGUAAGAUUGUAUUUUUUUUCCAUUUGUUGUACUUCUAAGUCCUUAUCUAGAAGGUGACAUAUAGAAGUGAUUAGAUAUGCAUUAGAAGAUAUGCAUUAUUAGAUAUAUUUACAAGGAAUGCCUAUUAUUAGAUAUGCAUUUCUUGUAAACAUAGGAAACUGAAAAAAUCUAACUAAAUUGUAUAUAUUUUUAAAACUUGGUUUCUGCAAAAGAGAAAAGAUUAGGAGGCAUUGAGUAUAAAACUGCAGUUGAAGCAAGAAAAUAAAAUAACUAUUUAUUUUAUUACCUAUUAUGAAUUAGAGGUUUAUAAUUCAGAAAGAAUGGGGUAUUAAAUAAAAAUUUAAAGUAUGGCUUUUAGAAAAAGCCACUGUAAUACAAUUAUAAUUAAGGACAAGGCCCAUUUUUUCUUUCUGCUUUCCAAUAGUCUGAAGGCAGUCUCCAAUAUAGAAAUGCAAUUAUGUGAGCCAGAUGCUAAUUUCAAACUUUAUUAAUAAAGUUCCAGAGCAAUGCUAAAUAAAUUCAGGAAUAACCCUAGAUUUAUAUAAAUAUAAACAUAUAAAGAACUCAAUGUUUUGUCUUAAAUUCAUUGAAUUUGGUCCUUCCUUGAAGCAUUACUCUCCAUGUACUCUGCAUUUAUUAUCUCUGUGUUGCAUACGAAGGUCUGUUCACACAAUUUUGUCAAAUAUCAACAGCCAAUUUUUUUCUCAUAACUUUUUAACCUUAAUUUGGUAUUUGGCCUUUCACUUUAAUUGCUUCACAUGUACUAGGCAAUCAAUGCAUUACACUGUAAUGAAUACACAAUUCAUCUUUUGUACCACAAUAAUUUAAUAAGCUUCCUAGUAAAAAUAUUCCUGUAUUUUAUGCAAAGGUGGUUUUUUUUUCUGUGUGGCUUAGAACAAGUAUUCUGGACUUAGAAGACAAAUCUCAAAGGUCAUUAUUUGUACAUCAUCUUUGCAGCUGUUUGACAGAUGUGCUUGCUGUUUGACAUAAGUUUUUCCUGUUUUACAGAGAUAUUAAAAAAAUUUAUUAAAACAA